This is a messenger RNA of Rotaria sp. Silwood2, 1209 nucleotides long. The record is from the annotation of a GenBank genome assembly. NCBI's taxonomy places the organism in Eukaryota, Metazoa, Rotifera, Eurotatoria, Philodinida, Philodinidae.
CAAAUUGUUAAUGAAAAAAUUGACAGAAUAACAAAAGAAAUUGAUCUUAGUGAACAAAAAUAUGAAGAACUUGAACGACAAAAACAUGAACUCGAAUUACAAAAACGUGAAAAUGAAAAAAAACUUAAAGAUCUUGAAGAUGAACGAACCGAUCGAAAUAAUCAAUUAAAUCGACUUCAACAAAAAUUAGUUGCAACUGAAGAUUUAUUUAAUCGUGUUGAUAUUAAAAUAAAACAAUUUGAAAGUUUACGUGAACAACAAUCAGCUAAUGUUGAAUCACUUGAAAGUGAAAAAAAUCGUUUAGAAGAACAAAAAAUGAAACAAACUGAUGAAGCUAAUGCAAUACGUGAACAAAAAGAAGCUGCUAUUCAAGAACGACAAACAGCUGAAACUGAACAUAAAGAAGCUGAAAAAGCUUUAGCUAAUGCUAAACAAAGAGAACGUGAAUUAAAAAAUCAAUAUGAAAAAGCAAUUAAUGAUGAAAAUCGAAUAAAAGCACAACUUUCACGAGCUAUUCUGGAAGAAAAUACAGCUAAAAGUGAAAUGCAAGCAGCACAUGCGAAAAUGAAACGAGCAGAACCUAUGGAAACAAUGUGGAAUUUAGUCGGUACAGUUUUACCAACUUUAGGUGGUUUUGCUCAAAGUGAAGCGCAAAAAGCAAGUAGAGCUCGUGCUGAAUAUGAUAGAGCACGUGAAAAAUAUGAAAAAAAACAAGAAAAAGUAAGUGAACUUCGAGAUAAAUAUGCUACUGCUCAAGCACAUACAAAAGAUGCUGCUAAUUUACAUAUUGCAGCAAAACAAGAAUCGGCAAGACGACAAACAAAUGCUCAAACUAAUUUUGGAAAGUUUAAUGCAUGUAAAGCAAAAGCAGAACGUUUAAUUGAAGAACAUCGAAGCGUUGUUCGAAAACAACAAGCUACUGAAACAAGUUUUCGUAUGGUUACAAUUCAAUUACAAAAAGCUCAAGCACAACUUGCUUCAACCACAACUGAAAUUGCACGUUAUGAACAAGAAAAAGCAACACAUACAACUCAAAUUAACGAAAUUAAAUCAAAUAUUGAUGAUAAAAAAGAAGAUAUUCAAAGACAUCAAAGAACAAUUGAUGCUCAUCGAUUAGUUAUGGAUGAAAAUAAAAAUGCUUUAUCGGAUAAAGAUCUUGCAUGUCAACAAGAAAAAGUUAAAUUACAACUUCUGAAAGGUAUAUAUUAA